GCUUGAGCUGUUUCUUUCAGCCUUCUGCUCUGUUGAAAAAUGAACAUCUUGUUUACAGACUGCAAUACGGUGUUGCUUUUCAUGUGUCAAUCAAAUGUUAAACUUUGUGAAUGUUUUGUCACUGGUUGUUUUAUGUAUCUGUUGCCAUUGUGUGUGAACUAAGGUGUUUACUUUUAACCCUGAUAUGUCAAAAGGAACCACCAUAAACUGGGACUACUUUGGGACUGGUAGGGUAAUAUUAGGUCAGCGAUCCUUCAAUGUGCAGGCCGCAACUUGUGAGAUACCAUGUUGCUUCCGAGGUCUCUACUAGCUUUGAUCUUUGCUGCCAUCUAUUGGCCAUCUCCAAAAUUUCCACAUACCACCUGUGCUAGGCAGCAGCCAUUUUCGUAUUCGUGCCAGUGGUGACAAGUGAUAAGCAUGCUGCAAACUUUCACAUAAAAAAGUGGAACUACAUUUGGACCACAAAAGACAGGAACUGUCGGGAAGGCUUCUCAAAAGUAUGGAAUCCCAAAGAACACACCUCUACUAAAAGUUAAAGAAAGUCGUGGGGGACAGUUGGCAGGCAUUGUGUGUGUAGAGGAACGGUUUGUUUCCCGUGCAAUAGCUUUAUCAAGUUUUGGAUUUCCCAUGCGGACAUUUGACCUCUGAUGCAUGGUAAAGGCGUGCCUUGACAGAUGUAACAGGAAGGAAGCCAGAUUUAAAAACAACUUCCCUGGAAUAGACUGGGCAAGACAAUUUAUGCAAGGGCACAAUGCCGUUUUGACACUCGGGCUGACGAAAAACAUCAUGUAUGCAAGAGCAGAAAAUGACAAAGAAAUCAUGAAUGCAUUCUUUGACAAUCUGGAGAUAGAGAUGGAAGAUGUUCCAUCUGUGAAUUUGUGGAAUUAUGAUGAAAUCAAUUUAGUUGAUGAACCACGGGGUUCAAAAAUAAUUACUAAAAGGGGAACAAAGUAUCCUGAACAAAUACAGAACUUGUCAAAAACAUGCAACUCCUUAAUAGUGUGUGGUAAUGCAGUGGGAACACUUGCCCCCCUUAUCUUAAAUUACAAAGCUGAAAAAUUGUGGGACACAUGAAUGGAAAAUGGGCCACCAGAAGCUAGGUAUAACAGAACCAAGAGUGGGUGGUGUUACAGUAAGUGCCUAUAGGAUUGGCUAUCCAGUUACUCCUGCCUAUCUUAAAACAAAAUGGUGUUAAGCUUAUUAUAGGUGACAACCUGAGCUUGCCUAUUAAUCUUGAAGUGCUCUGGUUGUGUGAAGAAUAUAACAUAAAACUCAUUGCACUGCCACUGAAUGCAACCCACUCUUUGCAACUUCUUGAUGUUGCAUACUUUCAACCUUUGAAAGUAAAGUGGCAGAAGAUCCUUGGGGACUGGAAACAGACAGCAGUGGGCAGCAGGUGUAGCUCUGGGCCCAAGGACAAAUUCCCCACCUUGCUCAAGAAGCUGUGAAAAUUCAUGACCUCAAGAGGAGAUAACUUGUCCAGAAAACUGGCAAAUACCCCUUGAAUUGCCAAAUUAUGCUGGAAAGGAUUCCGUCAUUCAUGAUGUCUCAGUAAACAAACUUCACUGCAGUCACCGGUGACACCUUCAGUUAUCAACUCGUGCAGAAGCAAAAUGAAGCAAUUCAGAAGUGUCAGACUGUGAUAUGCAAAAGGGUAAAUGUUCCUGCAGGGAAGAGCAUUUAUGCAGCUGAUGUUCUUGCUGGCAAGAUGAACGAGCCAUCCACUUCAGUAAAAGGAACUAAAACUGCACAGAGAGCUCCUCAUCUGGCAAAGACAAUGGUAAACAAAGAGGACACGGACAAUGGUACUGACAAGAGAUCGUCUUCUGUUCCUUAUAAAAUUGGAUGACAGUGUAACCAUGGAUGUUGAGGAUGAAGAAGAUGGGUCUAAAGACACUGAUUAGUCUGUACCAACCCACUUGGUUGUGUCCCAUGGGAACCAAACAGAGAAUGUGUGCUGUGAGAUGUACGUACUUAUUCCAUAUGAAGGUAAACUGUAUCCAGGACAAGUCACAGAAAGAACAACAGAGGGUUAUGUGGUCUGCACUAUGGAAAAAUGUGUGGAAAAAUGUGGAAACAAGUGGAAGUGGCCCGAGAAAUAGGAUCUUCUAGAAUAUGUUGCAGAAGGCAUUUCCAAAUCAUCAGCCCGUUGGAGAAAAUUGGUCAUCAAGGUAUUUUUUAUGUUAAGGAGUUGGGACUGUACGUGCUGGACUGAAUUUUCCGAGAUGUCUUUUUUUAUUUUUUGGUGAUUUGCAUUUUUUCAUGAUUUAUUAUCUGGUC
Schistocerca serialis cubense is the source of this 2280-nucleotide messenger RNA. RefSeq lists its product as uncharacterized. The transcript is spliced from 2 exons. Bases 652 to 1074 code for a protein of 140 amino acids. NCBI's taxonomy places the organism in Eukaryota, Metazoa, Arthropoda, Insecta, Orthoptera, Acrididae. The record is from RefSeq and is a predicted model, not a curated record.